Messenger RNA from Ustilaginoidea virens, 1248 nucleotides. RefSeq lists its product as uncharacterized. The transcript has 2 exons. Gene Ontology annotation, cellular component: mitochondrion. The record is from RefSeq and is a predicted model, not a curated record. Gene Ontology annotation, biological process: L-valine biosynthetic process; L-leucine biosynthetic process. Bases 1 to 1248 code for a protein of 415 amino acids. Gene Ontology annotation, molecular function: branched-chain-amino-acid:2-oxoglutarate transaminase activity. Lineage: Eukaryota; Fungi; Ascomycota; Sordariomycetes; Hypocreales; Clavicipitaceae.
AUGGCCCCCUCCGCCGUCCCCCAGCAGGACGUCGACCUCACGGCCGCCGCCAUCCAGCGCAAGGAGGCCGCCGCGCCGCACGUGCCGUCCGCCCCCGGCGCCGUGCCCGCCCCCCUCGACGCCUCCCGGCUCACGUACGCGCUGACCGCGUCCCCCCGCCCCGUGCCCGACCACGCCGCCGCCAACGCCGGCGACGAGACCGUCGCCACCGACCACAUGGUCACGGCGGCCUGGACCGCCGCGGCCGGCUGGGCGGCGCCCGCCCUCCACCCCUACGGGCCGCUGGCCCUCAUGCCCACCGCGUCGUGCCUGCACUACGCGACCGAGUGCUUCGAGGGCCUCAAGGUCUUCCGCGGCCACGACGGCCGCCUGCGCCUGUUCCGCCCGGACCGCAACUGCGCCCGCAUGCUCCUGUCCGCCGGGCGCAUCUCGCUGCCGCUCUUCGACCCUCCCGAGCUGCAGAGGCUGCUGGUCGCGCUGCUGGCCGUCGACGGGCCGCGCUGGCUGCCGCGCGACCGCCCCGGCCGCUUCCUCUACCUGCGCCCGACGCUGCUCGGCACCCAGCCCCAGCUGGGCGUGCAGGCGCCGCGCCAGGCCCUGCUGUACGUCAUCGCCACCUUCAUGCCGGACAUGGACGCGCCCCCCGGCGGCAUGCGCCUGCACACCUCGCCCGAGGACAUGGUGCGCGCCUGGGUCGGCGGCUUCGGCUACGCCAAGGUCGGCGCCAACUACGGGCCCUCGCUCAUGGCCACCCAGGACGCCCGCCGCCGCGGCUACCACCAGGUCCUGUGGCUGUACGGGCCGCAGGGCGAGUGCACCGAGGCCGGCGCCUCCAACUUCUUCGUCGUGUGGAAGCGCCGCGGCGACGGCCGGCCCGAGCUCGUCACCGCCCCGCUCGACGACAAGCUGAUCCUCGACGGCGUCACCCGCCGCAGCUGCCUGGACAUUGUGCGCGAGCGCAUGGCCGGCGAGCUGCAAGUCACGGAGCGCAAGUACACCAUCGACGAGCUGCUCGAGGCGGAUGCCGAGGGGCGCAUUCUCGAAGCCUUUGCUGCCGGGACUGCCUACUUUGUCUGCCCCGUGUCGCAAAUCCACCAUCGCGGCAAAGACAUCAACAUCCCCAUGGGGCCUCAAGGCCAACCCGGCCCCGUCACCGCCAAGGUCAAGGGCUGGCUCAGCGACAUCAUGUACGGCCGCGAGCAGCACCACUGGGGUGUCGUCAUUCCCGAAAAGGAGCCAGCAAACUGA